AUGUCUCUCCACCAUGAUUGGCUUCAACUUCUGGAUCAGAUGCGGUCGAUAUCUGAGGAGCUCUUACUUCAGAUCCCUGUUAUAAAGCGGAGUCAUGAUCAGCAAAACAUCAAAAGCUUUCGGCUGGUUACUGAUCUUGCAGAGAAUCAUACACAAAGCCGAAGGUUUAUCGUACACAUAUUGGCAAUAAAAUUGUUGAUUAAGAAUAAACUUGAUGAUCGAGUGGCAAGCGUUCGUGAACUCUUUUACAAAGACGUGUCCUCCUUUCAAAAUAAGCAGAGUGUAUUGAGCCGAGCUUUACACAAUGUAUCCCUAAUUCAUGAAGAAUCUUUAAGUGAAGACUACAAAGUUUUACCAUCUCCAAAAGGGUACUUGUACGGAGGGCCGGGCAUAGAGUUCAUCCAGAAGUCAUCCCAAAAGAUGAUUCUCACCUACUCUUCCAAGAUACAGCUUAUACCCCAUUUCUCGAACUGUAUUAGUAUUCGGUCCAAACCAUCGGCCAUAGUGAUUUUCGAAAAGGAUUCUGUUUUCCAGUCAUAUUGUGAUCAUUACAGAAAAGUCGCUUUCGCCUCAAGGUUCUCUUGUAUGUUCAUGACGGCGAAAGGGUUUCCCGAUCAAGCAUCGACUAGGUUCUUGAAAAACGUCUCCACCUUAUGUGAGGAUGCUCCCAUAAUUGCUUUUAUGGAUUCCGACGUCUAUGGUGUCAACAUAUUCUUAUCUUUUAAAAAAUCUCUUGGUAGAGAAGGAGCCAGAAUGAGCUUCGGUGGAGUGUUCCUAUUAGAUUACAGAAAGGGCUGGGUCACGAUCAGUAGGCGUGAUAUCUUAUUGAUCAUAUCCACAUUACGGAGAGUAUCGUCCGCGACACAUCAGGGGACUGUGCAACACAAAAGAUUUGAAGCUUGCACGUUUAGAAGGCUCAAACAGGAACUAACAAGAGGCCUACUUAUUUUUAAGAAAGCAGAAAUGAACACGAUAGGUACAGCCAACGCGGAAGACCAUACGCUUUUUAGUUAUGUGGAUGCUAAGUUGAAAGCUUUACAAGGGGGUUAUCAUGAGUUGAGUGAUUCCGCGUGA
Molecule: messenger RNA, 1074 nt
Organism: Candidozyma haemuli
Lineage: Eukaryota; Fungi; Ascomycota; Pichiomycetes; Serinales; Metschnikowiaceae
Gene: SPO11
Product: Spo11p
Exons: 1
Coding region: 1-1074 (357 amino acids)
Biological process (GO): meiotic DNA double-strand break processing; reciprocal meiotic recombination; meiotic DNA double-strand break formation
Cellular component (GO): nuclear chromosome
Molecular function (GO): DNA topoisomerase type II (double strand cut, ATP-hydrolyzing) activity; DNA binding
Source: RefSeq, a predicted model, not a curated record